Messenger RNA from Pedinophyceae sp. YPF-701, 3126 nucleotides. The record is from the annotation of a GenBank genome assembly. Lineage: Eukaryota; Viridiplantae; Chlorophyta; Pedinophyceae.
AUGACGUCCGUGGACGAUAUCUGGGCCCAGCUGAAGGCCUCGUCGCUGAACAAGCUCAAAGAGGGCCAGCAGCGCGGCAAGAGCGGCGCCACGGCGCCGGAACAGCCUGAAAACACAGGCGCCCAGGACGCGGGCCGCGUGGACGCCAGCGGGGCCGCGCCGUUGGGCAUCGCGCAUCUAGAGCAGCCCUCCAGCCGUCAGGGACCCGGGCGGCGCGGUCCGGGCAGCACGUCAGGCGCUAGCGCGCCGCGCACCGCUGCCGGGAGCGCCGCAGCGCCUGUCAAGGUGUCCGAAAGGGCGGCUGCGGCCCCUCCGGGCGAUGCGGCGCCGGACCGGACGGAGCCGGUCGGUAUGAGCUGCGCGGAGAUCGAGGCCGCGCUGCAGAAGGAGUUCCAUGCGAUCCGCGAGCGCGACCCGCAGCGACGCAGACUUGCGCUACAGCGCAUUGCCGACGCGCUGCUCAAGGACCCGAAACCGCCGGUUUCCGCGCUCGAGGAGGCGCUCGAGACCGUGGUCGGCAAGCACCUCCUGCGCUGCUUCGACGACGCCGCGGAGGCCACGCGCUCCCUCGCUGUCGAAACAACAGCCGCCCUCCUGCGGGAGGCGCCCGAGUCGUGCAUGGCGUUCCUGCCGUACCUCAUGCCCGUGAUCGAGGAGCGCGUCAUCCCCAUGGAGCCCGAGGACGGCACGGCGCUCGCGGAGGGCCGCAAGGCCGUCACUGCCGUUCUGGAGCAGUCGGAACACGUACGUCAUGCCUUGUUCCUCCUCGCGGUGUGGGUCGUGGACGAACAGGGCGAGGCCGUCUCCGCGUACGCGUCCGAGCUGGUCGAGAUGGCCAAGGUGGGCGUCGCGGACGCCUACCACGAGGUGAACCUCGCGGCGUGCGACCUCGCGCAGGGCCUCGCGCGGUGCCUCAAGCACCAGCUGUGGGGCGUGAGCAAGCCUCUCGCGGCGGCGGUGAUGCCGCUGACCACGCACCGCCGCAGCGCCGUGCGCGUCGCGGCCCUGCGUGCCCUCGGCCCGCUGAUGAUGUGCGGCGCGCAGGAGCUGAUUCUCGACAUGGUGGGUUGGCGCGACCCCAAUGUUGUGGCGAUCAAGGCGUUCUACGAGGGAGAGGUCAAGGUCAACUUCUGCGGGAAGCUCAUCACGGACGCGUCGGUCCCCGUGCGCCUCGCGUUCCUCGACACCAUCGGCCUCUGGCUCACCGACCUCCCGGAGCGCCAGGACCACGAGCAGCGCCUCACCCAGUUCUUCCUCGCCGCACUCAACGACGCCACGCCCGCCGUCGCCGAGUCCGCGGCCGCGUGGAUCGAGCGCCUCGGCGAGCAGUACGAGAAGGACCACGAGAAGGAGCUCAAGGAGAACCGCGAGUACCUCCCCGACGCCGCGCAGGGCUACGGGUGGCUCCCCAGCGACGUGCACACGCGCCUCCAACGCCGCCCGCUGCCGUACCCGCUGACGCGCCGGCCGGCGCUCGGCGCGCGCAUGGUCGUGCAGAAGCACUUCGGCGCGAUGGUGCACGCCCUGUGCCACGAGCUGAACUCCUGGCAGGAGGACCCGCGCGCACGUGGCGCCGAGUUGUUGCGCACCUUCAUGCUCUACACAGAAGACUUCGCCACGCGCUACCUCGACAAGCUCCUCCCCGCGAUCGUCGCGGCCGUGGCGCACUGCCGCGAGCCCGGCCGGCGCCCCGGCGCCUCGCCGGACCACGUCGACGCUACGGGCCGGCGCAUGCUGACGCACCUGGAGGAGGCGUGUGGGCUGCUGGGGUCGGCGGUGGAGCCGGCGCAGUACCUGCGGCUGCUGUGGACGGCGGCUGGGCCGGCGGAGCCGGUCGCGAGCGCCCGUGCGGCGGCGAUGGAGGUGCUGGCGUGGGUGCUGGAUGGGGCGCGGGGGCGGGGGGACGUAGUGGCGCACGCGGGGGCUGCGGCGGCGUGCGUGUGCGACGGCGCGGCGCUGCGGGCGCAGGACGUGCAGGUCAAGCGCGCGGGGCUGCUGCUCGUGGCGUCGCUCGGGGCCGCGAUGGGCGGCGCGGACGCGGCGUCGUGGGGGGUGUUGCCCGACGGGACUGACGUCGACGGAGAGUACUGGGCGACGGCGGUGGACCCCGUGUCGAAGCGCGCGGCGCGGCACAACGUCGACCGCGGGCUCGGGAAGAUCGAGGAGGGGGACUGCGAGGAGGACGAGGGGGAGUCCGGGGCUGGCGGCGGGGACGUCGACACCGCAGCGCCGCUGGAGCGCCGGGGCCUCGACUUGCUCGGAAAGCUGGUCGUCGCGGCGGUGCACCUCGGCGCACGGCCGCCCGCGCUCGCGCGGGACGCCGUCGAGGGGCUCCCGGACGUGGGGGGUGUGUUGGAGAGCCUGGCGUCCGGGGCGGGGGAGUCCAGUGCGUGGCGGGUGCUGCUGCCGCGCGCGGCGGCGCUGUUCGGCGCCGUGCCGCUGCGCCCAGGCGGGAGCCUCGGCCCGGACCUCGCGCAGGACGCCGAGGCGUUCUGCAUCCUCGCGCGGAUCGCAGAACCUGUCGCUGCAACGACAUCCGCGGAAGAACAACACCCCCCCCUCAGCGCGGACAUGGACGCCGCGGCCGGCGCGGCGGCGGCCUCGGCGGGCGCGAUCGCCGCGGAGAUGCACGCGCGCCUGUGCCGCGGCGCCGGGCCGCUCGAGCCCGCUUACGAGCAGGGUCUUGCCGCACUGUUGUCGACGGCGGGCCUGGCAGUCGAGUCAUGGCCGUGUACUUACGCCGCGGCGCUCCUCGACCGCCUGCUGCCGCUCAUGCCGCGCGCCGCGGCGACGUGGCGCUGCGCGGGGCCCCUCGUGGACGCGGUGGGAGCGUGUCUGAGUGUCGCAGGGCGCGAGGGGGGGGGUUGCGUCACCGAGGGCGCGGCUGCCGUGGUUUCCGUUGCGGACGCGGCGCUGGGACCGGAGGGCGCUGCGUGCCUCGCCGCCGCCGCCGACGCCCGCGCUGCGUGCGCGAGAGCGCUGGCGAAGGUGCUGUCAGGUGCAGGGGGGGUUGUUGAGGAGCUGCGGGGGAGGAAGGAGGUCGUCGAUGUGGUGCGGAGGCUCGCGGAGUGCCCCGGAAAGACCGGCGAGGACGCCGCGGCCGUGGCGGCGAUGCUCGGACCGUGA